AUGAAUUUUCCAGUUAAGCAAUCGACAGCUGGUCAAGAGGAAUCCGCCCUCGUCUUCUGGUGGAAUCGACUUUGGUGGAAUCUCUUCAUCAAACACUUUCACUCUAAAUGCUCUCAAAUUGACGCGCUUGGUGAGUUAACUCGGCAAUUGAAGAAUCGCUUCUCCACUGAGUCUAAGACUCCACAUCAAAUCCUCGCCUCUAGUUUGGCCUUUUCUCAAAUGGAUCCAUACAAGUCCCCGGCUGUUUCGUCACAAAGAGUCUCCGACUUUCGCCGACUCGAACUUACGUCUCCUGCACCUGCCAGGUUUGGACAGGACCUUGAGUCACAAAGAAUCGGGCUUAAUUCUUAUGAAGUGGGCGGAGCUGCCACUCAGGCUGCGGCAUCUAUGGACGGAUAUAAUCAGGCCCUUCUUAAUCUUAAAGUCUCAGGUACGCCAUGUUGUACCAACUUUGCUUUAUCAUAA
Messenger RNA from Protopolystoma xenopodis, 465 nucleotides. NCBI's taxonomy places the organism in Eukaryota, Metazoa, Platyhelminthes, Monogenea, Polystomatidea, Polystomatidae. The record is from the annotation of a GenBank genome assembly.